AUGCACUUGCCUAUCAGCAUAGGCGACUUCACCGACUUCUCUUGCAGUUUGAACCACGUCCAGAAUGCUGGUCAAAUUAUGGUUGGCCAGAAGUCCGCGCCUCCAUCUUUCUACAAGUUUCCAAUGUGCUAUCAAGGACGUGCGAGCUCUGUGGUGGUCUCGGGGACGCCUAUUGAGCGACCCGUCGGGCAUUUCUGGGACAACUCGGAACGACACGCUUCAGCGAAAGAUCGGCCGGUGGUGUUUGGUCCAUCCAAGGAGUUGGACUAUGAGGUUGAGGUGGCAGCGAUUGUCGGAAAGCCACUACCCAUGGGAGCAAGACUCAACGCCACAGAUGCUGAUGAUCAUAUUUUCGGCUUCGUGCUGAUGAAUGAUUGGAGCGCUCGAGAUAUUCAAGCAUUCGAGAUGAUUCCAUUGGGUCCUGUGAAUGGAAAGAACUUUGGCACAUCGAUAUCGCCGUGGGUGAUCUCCUACGAAGCCUUGGAACCGUUCAAAACAACUGCACCAAUCACUCAUUCCGAGGUCUCAAUCCAUAUGAUCGAUCCUACCGCUUCCACUUAUUCCAUUAUGCUCAAGGUUGAGAUAAUAUCGAACUCCAAGUCCACUACUACCGGGUUGUCAAACUUGAGCUCAUUGUUCUGA
Molecule: messenger RNA, 642 nt
Organism: Fusarium falciforme
Lineage: Eukaryota; Fungi; Ascomycota; Sordariomycetes; Hypocreales; Nectriaceae
Product: Fumarylacetoacetase
Exons: 3
Coding region: 1-642 (213 amino acids)
Biological process (GO): L-phenylalanine catabolic process; homogentisate catabolic process; L-tyrosine catabolic process
Molecular function (GO): fumarylacetoacetase activity
Source: RefSeq, a predicted model, not a curated record